AAGACAAAUCCGCCAUUGAUGAAUUUGAUGAAGAUUAUAUUUGAGUUUAUCGCAUCAAUUAAUCAAAGAACCAAUGAACAGAAGAUACCCUUUCCAUGGCAGCAGCACUUUCUUUCUCUCUUUCUCUCUCCUCGGAUCCGCAACCCCAUCAGAGGUUACCUUUCAUUUCCUCGUCUCCAAAUCCUAAAUACCAAUUUUUCCCCUCUAAAAAAUCUAACCGUUUCAAUUUCAAAUCCUCCUCUUCCUCCUCCUCACAAUCCUCCUCUUCAACAACAGCAGAAACAACCAGUGCUUCAUCUACUUAUUCAAAUCUAGAGGAUUCAUUUAAAACAAGCAAGUUUUUGAGCAAUGAAGAGCUUAAUAAGCUUGAAACUCUUCAAAAGUUUAGAUAUUUUCAAGAAUUGGAAAGUGGGUUUAUAUGGGUUCGGGUGAUGAGGCAAGAGGAGAUGGAUAUGACUGUGAAAUUGCUGGCUGAGUCAUUUGCCGAGUCUAUGUUGUUACCUGUUGGGUAUGUUUCUUUGUUGAGGUUCUUAGUGAAGCAGUACUUGAUUGAGAGGAGAGCUGCUUUACCACAUGCUGUUACGCUUGUUGGGUUUUAUAGAGGGAAGGGGGAGGGAAAUGGAGAGGAGGAAAUGGAGGAGGAGUUUGCUGGGACAGUGGAGGUUUGUUUUAAUAAGAAAGGUGCAAAUGAUUCUCCUCCUACGCCAACUCCUCCAAAGAAUUCCCCUUAUAUUUGCAAUAUGACUGUUAAGGAGUCACUUCGUAGGAGGGGCAUUGGUUGGAACCUUCUCAAGGCCAGUGAGGAAUUAAUUUGUCAGAUGAGUAGUCUAAGGGAGGUGUAUUUGCAUUGCAGAAUGAUUGAUUUGGCUCCCUUCAACAUGUAUACAAAAGCAGGCUACAGUGUUGUCAGGACAGAUAAUAUAUUGAUCCUGUUGAUGUUGCAGAGACGCAAACAUCUGAUGUGCAAAAAACUCCCAGUCUUGAAAAAUCCUUCAGAAUUUGAUGUUUCCAACUCUGACAUGGAAAUUUCAUCACAACUGGAUAGGCAGAUGCCAUGACAUUUCUUUCUAAGAUUGGGAUUCAAGCAGUCUCAUCAGGAUACUGUCAGACCAGGUUUUGGUUCCUCAUCCAAUCUGGUUGAUUAUGGCUAGGAAGUUGAUCAGAUCGUGCAAUGUCUCCAUGGUUAUAAUUUGCCAUAAUUGUGGUAGAAACCUGUUGUGUUGCAGGUCAUUUGCUUAAGGUAUCUCCAGUUCUCAAUGGCAACUUGCAGUAAAAAAAAUUCAUGGAAUAUAUAAUAUAUAUAUUUGAGCAUGAGCUUCGAAGAACAUGGAAACAAGGAACAGAGAAAAAAAAAAUGUAAUGUCUUUGGAGUUGGUUCCAAAAACUCAUUGAGACGAGAUCAAUAACAUCAUAGCUUUUAUUGCAAACGCCAUGUUCCCUGUUUGUAAGCACCCUUUGGUUUACAUACAGAAGUCUUCAGUAGGUUGAAAUAAAAUCAGAGCAAAAUGUUGAUGCUAGAUUGAGCCAAAUGUACAAACGAAUGUUUUUUUUGACUGUGGCUUUAUCUCAAUUUCUACUUCUAAGGAUCGUUGACUAAAA
This is a messenger RNA of Jatropha curcas, 1599 nucleotides long. RefSeq names its product Acyl-CoA N-acyltransferases (NAT) superfamily protein. The record is from RefSeq and is a predicted model, not a curated record. NCBI's taxonomy places the organism in Eukaryota, Viridiplantae, Streptophyta, Magnoliopsida, Malpighiales, Euphorbiaceae. Gene Ontology annotation, molecular function: acyltransferase activity, transferring groups other than amino-acyl groups.